Messenger RNA from Anguilla rostrata (American eel), 1452 nucleotides. Its product is annotated as angiopoietin-4-like. The coding region runs from base 296 to 1111 and encodes 271 amino acids. The transcript is spliced from 8 exons. NCBI's taxonomy places the organism in Eukaryota, Metazoa, Chordata, Actinopteri, Anguilliformes, Anguillidae. The record is from RefSeq and is a predicted model, not a curated record.
CGCCUUGGUAAGGGAUUUAAAGAAUAUCCGUGCCCUACGUCAGGGGCGCACAGUGGAUCCGCUUCCUGGUGUGUAAAUAGCAAAUGGCGAGGCAAGCGGUCUUGUUGACUGACGGCUGUGCCGUUAGUCAUGAUCGUUCUAAUAUAAAUAUAGCCCAUAGCCCUCAGUCUGAGCGGGCAUUUAUUUUGCAAGCGUCAAAGUUGCAGCACGCUACAAGAACGGCUGACGGAUAGAGUGAAAAUUCUUGGACCCUGCGGCUCUCCUGGAUCCAGGUUUCUGCGUGUCGUACAAGACAAUGGGCGGAGACUGGAAUCCAAUUGGCUGUGGCAAGCUGGUCCUGCUUCUCUUUCUCAAUGUUCACGCCUGCAAGAAUUUGGUUCGCUGUGGAGCUCCCCCUGUUCGCGGAACAGACUGCUCUCAGAUCAAGAGUCAACACCCUGAAGCCGCCAGUGGCAUGUACAUGAUUCAACCUGCAGGUGUCCCAAAACCUUUCAAGGUGUUCUGCGAGAUGCGGUCGGACGGCGGUUGGACCGUGUUCCAGAAGCGUUCGGGAGGAAAAGUGUCCUUCCAGAAGAACUGGCUCGCCUACAAACGCGGAUUCGGGAACCCUCACAGCGACCACUGGCUGGGGCUCCAGAAGCUGUGGGCGAUCACCAAAGCGGGGGGCAGUCGAUGGGCCCUGAGGGUGGACCUGUGGGACUUCGAAGGGGGGUCUGCGUUUGCGGAGUACAGCGACUUCAAGCUGGGAAGCGAGAGCCAGGCCUACAGGCUGAGAGUGGGGGCGUACCGAGGCACAGCAGGCGACGCCAUCCGCGGGCUCCACCUCCCCGCCGGGAACGACCAGAACGGCCGCGGCUUCAGCACCCUGGACCGGGACAACGACGGCUGCGCGCCCUGCCUGUUCGGCGACAUCGCCGUGGACGAGUGCAGCCGGGAGGAAGGGCGAGGGGGCUGGUGGUACAGCCGCUGCGGGUCGGCCAGUCUCCACGGCGACUGGCACCCGGCCGGCGACAACCGGGGCUGGGCGUCCGGCCUCCACUGGGGCACCUGGAAGGGCCCCGCCCCUUACUCCGCCCGCGCCACCCGCAUGAUGGUGAAGGCUCUGUACUAGAGCGGAACGGAGAUCGCCGACGGCCGUGACCCAUAAUGCACCUAGGUGUCAAUCAAUCUCCUCCCCCCCGCGGAAAGGGGUUUGUAUCGCUUUAAAGCCUGCCGUUCUUCCAACAAGAAUUAAACCGCUCUGUGAUUCUCACUUCUUUUGCAGCUUCAUGUUAUAAUGCGCUGAAAUCAUCUGUAAUGAUCAGUCUAGACUGAUUAAUAACCCACACCCAUGUUAUUGAUAACUGCAUUAACCUUCUGAAACAGUUUUAUUUUUUUAUUCUAUUUUUUUGCUAAUACUUAAUGUAAACAUGAGUGAUAUAACAAAAAGUAAAUGGUUUGCACUCCCAAGAA